AUGUCCACAGUGCCCGUCAAUCCCAAGCCCUUCCUCAACGACCUCACUGGCAAGCCCAUCAUCGCCAAGCUCAAGUGGGGCAUGGAGUACAAGGGCGCGCGCCCGUGCAUUUUUCAAUCGAUGGCGAGCACAGAGGAGUGGAUCGACGGCGAGUUCUCGGGAAACCUGGGCGAGGUGCUCAUCCGGUGCAACAACGUGCUGUACAUGCGUGGCUUGCCCGAGGAGGACGACGAGUGA
This is a messenger RNA of Emiliania huxleyi CCMP1516, 237 nucleotides long. RefSeq lists its product as hypothetical. The transcript has 4 exons. Bases 1 to 237 code for a protein of 78 amino acids. Gene Ontology annotation, biological process: spliceosomal snRNP assembly; mRNA splicing, via spliceosome. Gene Ontology annotation, cellular component: catalytic step 2 spliceosome; U1 snRNP. The record is from RefSeq and is a predicted model, not a curated record. NCBI's taxonomy places the organism in Eukaryota, Haptophyta, Isochrysidales, Noelaerhabdaceae. Gene Ontology annotation, molecular function: RNA binding.